UAUCAUCAUCAAUAAAACAUUGAUCCAUAAAUAAGAAAAUUUAUAUAUUUGAAAAACAACAAAUUCAACAAUCAGUUACAUCAUCUCAUCAUUCUCAUACAUUUGUCUAAUUAAUAUCUACAUUUUGUAUUUACGAUAAUCCACCACCACCACCAAUUGUUGUUUAUAUAUUUAUAUAUCAUGAAUAUUCUAAGCCAAAAUGUUCGUGAUCUGGUUAGUCAAGAUUUUACCGAAUUAAGUUUAGAUAUUGAUGGCCAUUAUCUACUCAUUGAUAUUGGUGCAAAUUUAACUAAUCGAAAAUUUGCUCGAGAUCUAGAAUCGGUAUUACAACGUGCACAUGAUGUUGGUGUGAAAAAAAUUAUUGUCACUGGUACAUCGAUAAAUUCAAGCCGUGAAGCAUUACGAUUAGCACGUUUACAUCCAGAUAUAAUCAUUUUCACUGCAGGUGUCCAUCCACAUGAUGCCAAACAAUGGACCGAACAUUCAGAAUCAAUAUUAAGAGAAAUGGCAUUGAAUAGUGAAUGUGUAGCAAUCGGUGAAUGUGGCCUUGAUUAUAAUCGUGAUUUUAGUCCAAGAGAUAUACAACGUGAAGUAUUCAUGAAACAGAUACAAAUCGCAAUCGACCUUAAACGGCAAGGUAUAAAUCUUCCAUUAUUUCUACAUGAACGUGAUGCACAUGAAGAUUUUGUUAACAUUCUUGAUCAAUAUAAAGAUUGUUUACCGAAUAUUGUUGUACAUUGUUUUACUGGUAGCCAACAGGAAGCAUUAAAAUAUUUAGAUAUGGGUUUCUAUCUUGGUAUCACUGGUUAUAUUUCAAAAAUGAAACCAGAAAACGGUCUGAUGCAGCUGUUUCAGGAGAAAAAAAUUCCUCUUGAUCGUCUAAUGUUGGAAACCGACAGUCCAUAUUGUUUUCCAAACAUACGUAGUAAUAAAUUGUCACAAAAAAUCAAAGAUUCAUUGACGGAAAAUUCACUUAGCUAUCUUAAUCGUUAUAGUUCAUUUCAACGAAACGAACCAUCUAGUCUUCCGAUUACAUUGGAAAUUGUUUCAGCAUAUUUGGAAAUGAAACCAGAAGAUGUCGCCCUAAAGACCACUUUGAAUGCAUUGAAUUUUUUUGGAAUUUCUUGUUGAAAAGAAAAUUGAAAUCAAAUCAUGUGAUUGAAAGCGGCCGCAAAUAUUUGACAUUUGAAUUUUUUUUUAUUAUUAUAUUUGUUUUAAUUUCAUCAAUUUUUUUUCGAACAACAAAUGAUG
Messenger RNA from Dermatophagoides farinae (American house dust mite), 1251 nucleotides. Its product is annotated as 3'-5' ssDNA/RNA exonuclease TatD. Gene Ontology annotation, cellular component: cytosol. The record is from RefSeq and is a predicted model, not a curated record. Gene Ontology annotation, molecular function: single-stranded DNA 3'-5' DNA exonuclease activity. Lineage: Eukaryota; Metazoa; Arthropoda; Arachnida; Sarcoptiformes; Pyroglyphidae.